UCACUGAAGCAUAGCACUUUUAUUGUCAAUAUAUCCAUUCAGAGGCAAAUUCUCAAUUGUUAAUGUAAUUAUGUAUUAGGGAUCCCGCUCUGGAAGUCAAUGUAUGACUUGUAAGGAAGAAGAAUUCGAUUUGUAUGAAAUAAAUUUGAACGCAGACUUAGGCCUACACAUCUAUCAAAUAUGGUUGGUAAAAGCAAGGAUAAAAAACAGGUCUCAGAGUGGGACAGCACAAAUGAAUUUGAGUUUGACGUUAUGGCUUCAUCGCUUGUAUACAAGCCUAAGCAAACACAGUCCACAGUCUUCGCAACGUCUAGCUCUGCUGAAUUUGCCGUACCGACGAUUCAUGAACGAACGAACACUCAGGCUACGAGACGAAGACGUAUACACAAUGAUGACCCGGGCUCGACGCGGGCUAUGGGGAAAAAUGAACUUUUGAUUCUGUCAUCGAAGCCUAUGUGGGCAUACCCACGAAGGGCGGCUCUGGUGAUGCUAUUUUUAACUUAUAUUAUUUUAUUUGCCGUAGCGGUCAGCAUGCUUGUUAAUACGCCACCAUGUCCAACAAAUAACAACUGGUACGAACUGGGAAUAGGGUACCAGAUUCUACCAAGAUCUUUCAGGGAUUCUAACGGAGAUGGAAUCGGAGAUAUCAACGGUAUAAAAGAGAAACUAAGUUAUUUGAAAGACAUUGGCGUGUCGAUCAUCUGGCUGGGAUCCGUAUCACAGACCCCCUACCAAGAUCUGGGGUACGAUGUGUCCAACUUCAUCGAGAUUGACCCUAUGAUCGGUACAUCCGAAGACUUCAAGAACCUCGUUGAUGAGAUUCACAAACAAGGUGCGUUUUACAUGUUAUCGUCAGAUGUGCUGCACUAUUGGUUAUCGCAGAACGUAGAUGGAUUUUUCUUACGUCAUGUUAACUCGAUUUUUGAAUCUAAUGAGUUAAAUCGAGACGAGCCCGUCAACCCGAUAUACUACACCUACGACAAUGAAACACAGAUACUUAAAAGCUAUGAAGAGCUGUCACACAUUUAUACCCGAGAUCAACAGGAAGUCUACCAGCUACUGAAGACGUGGAGGAGCGUAAUGCAAGAAUACGAAACGAUGGCAGGAGAUGGCGAGAGUGUUCGCAAACUUUUGGUCGUUGAUGUAAACGGUAGCAACCUGACUGAAACACUGAAGUACUCAACAGAAGGAAUGGCCGACUACGCCUUCAAUUACGCCCUCUAUGGAUCAUUAAGUGGAACGGUCUUGGCUUCAAAAAUAGAGGAAUGGCUGAGAGUAAAACCAGAAGGUUCAAUUACAAGUUGGUCGAUUGGAUCAGCUGAUAAUCAUCGAAUCAUGUCGCGAUAUAAUUACAUAUCCAAGGCGAUGAUGACCCUGUUGUUAACACUUCCCGGGUCAGCUGUCUUGUAUUACGGGGACGAAAUCGGUAUGACGGACAUCCCAGUGACACAUACUAUUUCAAGGGAUCCAAAAAUUUUCGAAAUUAACGAAACGUACGACAACCUUAUUAAUAACAUAUCGCGAGAUGCUGCGAGGUCACCGAUGCAGUGGUCAAGCAAUAUUAAUGCAGGGUUCUCGGAUGCCAAUUCAGAAAAUCUAUGGCUACCAAUCAAUAGUAAUUACAUUGAUGUUAACGCUGAGGUGCGGAACCUGACGUAUUUAAAAUGUCUUCGAGACCUGGUGUCAUUGCGUGGCAAACGAACGUUCAAAACUGAUCAACUGAGGAUACUACGCGCACAGAAAGACGUGCUUACGUACGCACGAGAACUUAUUGGUUACCCCACGUACUUCGUGGCAAUAAACCUAGCAGAUUUCAAAAUCUUAGAUCGGUAUUAUCUCCACAACACUGAUCUGUAUGGAGUUUCGGAGAUUGGUACGGUUGUAUUUAACACAAAUGGGGAGAUAGGAAAUUCAGUGGAUAUACGUAAUUUAACGCUUGAAGCUGACCAAGCAUUAAUUGUGGAAUUCACUAAAUGAUUCAAGAUUCCAUUUAUCGUCAUAUAUACAAGCAAAGUACAUGAAAUUUGCUUUUCAGAGCGAGGAAUACACAAAAAUAUACACACAAAUGAUGAUAAAUUUGUUGAAAUAUUGUUUUCAUUUAAUAUUAGGACAAUCACUUAUUUUGAUCAGUCUAACAGUAUUCGGACGAAUUUGAAAAAAAAAUAGGUCAUGUAGAGUUAUUUAUAAAUCAACAACUCAACAUAAUUUUGAUGCAACAUUGUACCUCUAUUGUCUUUUUACACAAGUCAAUAUUUGAUGGAUUAUAAGAGGGUUAUAUGGGGGUGUAUUGGAACGUCCCUACUUCAUGAUGCAUAGUUUGGUGAGGUACCGGUAGGGAUUUUAGGGUAAUUACUUUAUUGUUCUCCUAGUGUAGCAGAGGCAAUGCCGUAGCCAGCUAUUGGGACAGUUGCGACAGUCCACCACAAUUUUUCUAAUGGUUCCAUAAAAAAUGGGUCCACAUUUAAAAAAAAUUAGUCCAAAAUAUGCAGUUUUAUACGUAAAAGAGUCCACUUUUUACAAAAAUGGUUCCAUAUUUCUCAUAUUUAGCCUAAAAUGGGGAAACUUUUAAGAAAAUGUGUCCAGAUUUUUCAUAUUUUUUCGUAAAUUGGGUCAACUUUUAUGAAAAUGGGUCCACAUUAUUUGAAUUUAAAUGGGUCCACCCUGACAUUGUCCCGCACUGUUUGAAAAAUCCUACGGCUUGUGCAGAGGGUACCGUACAUUGCUUGGUGGGUAUGCCGGUCGUUUGACCAAGGGAAGUGACAUCCCUCAGGAUACAGUGUUAUCACCUAUUGUACUUACUUUAUGCAAGUCACACGUAGGGCCUACAGUAUUAUCAUAAAAAAUUGUAUUUUUGUAAACGUCUAAUCAUGUUUCAGCUGAAAUUGCCUAUUCAAAGCUAUAAAUUGAAACGAAUAGGCUAGGCCUAUAUGAAAUAUUUGUAAAUAAGCAAUGCCUUCAAUAUGCAAUGAUUUAGAAUGGGUCUGCAGACGUUAAUAAUUUUGUGUUGGAAUGAAGCAAAAUGACAAAUUAUGUCUUUAAUUAAAAUGUUCCCAACAUAAA
Messenger RNA from Anneissia japonica, 3060 nucleotides. RefSeq names its product neutral and basic amino acid transport protein rBAT-like. NCBI's taxonomy places the organism in Eukaryota, Metazoa, Echinodermata, Crinoidea, Comatulida, Comatulidae. The transcript has 8 exons. The coding region runs from base 181 to 1977 and encodes 598 amino acids. Gene Ontology annotation, biological process: carbohydrate metabolic process. The record is from RefSeq and is a predicted model, not a curated record.